CAGCCUCGCUGCCAUUCAAAGGCUAGGUCACCAAGCAGACAACUGUAAAACGGUCUCUUUACUAUCCAUGCUAUUACGUAAUCCAUCAGACAUAAGAAUGACUGAAGAUAAACAGUUGUCAUUCGGCUGGCUGAGAUUUCGUCCGACAUGGCUGCAGUUCCUCAACACUCCAAAAUGGUUCUUGUUCUUCUUGAGUCAGUAUUUCUUCACUCAGAGUAUCGUUGUUAAUGGAGUAUAUCCAGGGUCCAUCAGCACUAUAGAGAAGCGGUUUGGUUACUCCAGUUACAUGAUGGGGAUGGUGACCAGCAGUUAUGACGUAGCAGCCAUGAUCUUAACUCCGCUGAUCAGCUACAUCGGAGGCUCACGAAAGAAGCCAGCGUUCUGUGCCUGGGGAGUGUUUGCAAUGGGUGUUGGUUUCUUUAUUUUCAUGCUGCCACAUUUUGUCUCGCCACCUUACGAAGCAGGUGUUGUACAUGUCACAAAUACCACUUUGAGUGGAAGUGACUCAGGACUUUGCACGGCAAAUCGCACUGAUUUUGGCGGGAAAGGUAAUUGAAAAGAUGAAACCACCGGUGGCAAUACUCUAUACUACGCGCUGUUCAUUCUGGGAAUGGUUGUAGCAGGCGCCGGUUGCACUCCCAUGA
Orbicella faveolata is the source of this 644-nucleotide messenger RNA. RefSeq names its product solute carrier organic anion transporter family member 4A1-like. Gene Ontology annotation, biological process: transmembrane transport. The record is from RefSeq and is a predicted model, not a curated record. Gene Ontology annotation, cellular component: membrane. Gene Ontology annotation, molecular function: protein binding. Lineage: Eukaryota; Metazoa; Cnidaria; Anthozoa; Scleractinia; Merulinidae.